AUGGAUAGCAUGAGUGAGGCAUUUGAUCAAAUGCAAAUGGUCAAGGAUGUUCUAGCCAACAGUGAUAAAGUUUCAGAGGUCCUACAAGAGUCUACUCAUCAGUUCAACCUGCUUACUUCACCCACCUUCCUACCAAAGGUCAAGGAUCAAGGGAAAUUCACUCUCCCUUGCACACUUGGGCAUCUUGAGAUUGACAAUGCCUUAGUGGAUUCUGGAGCAAGCAUCAAUCUGAUCUCUCUCUCCAUGGCAGAGAAGCUAGGCAUAGCUGGAGCCUUGCAGCGCCCUACUACUUCAAUCAUGUUUGGAGAUGCAACUUCUAAGUCUCCUCUUGGAGUGUUCAAGAACUAUCACUUGAAAAUUGGAGAAUGCAUCAUCCAAACUGAUCUCACUGUGAUGGAAAUGGAAGAAGAGAAGGAUCUUGCCUUGUUAUUGGGAACCCCUUUCCUUAGUACAGUUGGCGCUUCAAUAGACUUUCACAAGCAAGAAGUGAUCCUUCACAAGGUGAAUAGUUUGGUGUCAUAUCGCUUGCAGCCUAGAGGUUCAGACUUUUGUGCCACAAUUGACAGUACCAAUCUCAGUUCUAAGAGUCAUGGAGCUACAAAGGUUGUGAAGGAAAGGGUUGACAAAGGAACCAAGAGUUGGGAAGGAUAA
Molecule: messenger RNA, 651 nt
Organism: Microthlaspi erraticum
Lineage: Eukaryota; Viridiplantae; Streptophyta; Magnoliopsida; Brassicales; Brassicaceae
Source: the annotation of a GenBank genome assembly